Messenger RNA from [Torrubiella] hemipterigena, 1200 nucleotides. The record is from the annotation of a GenBank genome assembly. Lineage: Eukaryota; Fungi; Ascomycota; Sordariomycetes; Hypocreales; Clavicipitaceae.
AUGUUUCGUCGUACUUGGGCCGGCUUGCCAGCAGAUGCAGCAUUUCCGGCAGAUCUCGCCGGCUUGGGAUACUUUAUUGAUGAAAACGAUGAAAUAAAGUCUAUCAACAACCCAACUGAAUAUUUCCGGUACCACAUCAAUCGUAACGAUCGUAUCAACUUGCGAAGACGAGCCGCACUUAGCAGAUUUAUUGAAGACCAUGUGGCAAAGAGACUGGCAAAAAAUGGUAUUAAGACUCUUAUACUUCCACGAGAAGCGCCAACGUCCUCACCACAUUCGAUCAUUGCAGCUACCGAAGGAUUCGAAGAGGCAAUUCACGUGGUCCUUCUCAUGGGCGAUUCCAGUAAGGCUCUUGGGAUCAUCGACGAGAGAUUAAUUGACGGAAAAGGUGGGAUCGAAAAAGGAACCGUUAUCCCUCUGAUCAAAGGCCUCGGUGCGUCAAGUACCAUGCCCACAGCCGUGAUAGUUGCGAAUCCUGGGCAACUGUACUGGUGGCCAGCAGGCCGUAAAGCCAUCACCGCCAACGCGUCUAGUGAGCUGCGUCUACCUUCGCUUCUGCACUUUGGACGAAGCUAUCAUCCAGAAAUCAAUGAUAUACCAGGACACAGGAGCCCAGAGGAACACUUGCAAAGUGUCAUGACCGACACUAUUGCGAGGAUGAUUCCUGGAUUGAAGAGACUGAGUGUCAUUUCUCAAGGCAGUGGUUGCGACGCAGCCCUGAAAUAUUUUGAUACCAAUUGGCAAAGUUGGUCUUCAACCUUAAGCACGAUUCGAGGAAGGGGUUAUCUUGUUUCAGAUGCUGAUUUGGACACUCCUAUUGCACCAACCCACGCGCUGAUGUAUCCUGGAUUUCCGACACUGGCCUCCGCAGAGCAUCUCAAUGCUUCAGCUAUAUCCAUCAGAGCAGCAGAAUCCAUCAUACGGCACGUCAACAUACUGGCUACAGAUGUGAAGUUUGAAAACCCGCCUGUGAGCAUACCAGCGCUGGUUGAAGAUGAAGAUGAGCACGAAACUUGGGAUGCGAUUCCCGGCGAGGACAAGCCGUACGUUAGUACCGAAUUGCAAAACCCGAUAAAUCGUCAGCGGCAGCAAAUUAGACGUUGGAAACGAUUCGCGGCAACAGGUGAAGCACCAGACGAAGAUUCUGAAUCUGAUGAUGUUCCUGUAUGCGAGGGCACUGAGGAUGCUGACAAGUGGUAA